UUCAAAUACCCCUUAGCGACUGUUAGCAAGGCCCUCGACAUCCUCGGCGAUCGGUUGUUGAUCGCUUAUGACGUCGGCUGCAAUCUCGGCACCACUAUCUCCCACAGCUCCCUGGCUCCUCGAUUCCGAAAAUCCCUAUCCCGCAUGUGUGUCGACGCAUUCCACGGCUACACGCACAACUACGGCUGUCAAGAUAAGAAUCACCCUAGUAUUCUUCAAGGCGCGGGUCUCGAGACCUUUGGUGUCCUGGAGCGCAUAUUCAGCCAGUCGAACAACCUUGCUCCGGUCGUACGUUACGCGUCGGCGUUUAAUCGGCGCUUGUACAUCAACAUGUUCUUUAUUCAAUGGGAUGAAGAUCGGUACCUGAAUCUCGGGUCCAGCCUUCAUCGAAGCUAUCUCCACACUAUUAAGGCCCUAGAUUCCGACAGCAUGGCUCUAAACCAGGCCAAGGUUUCCCUUAGCAUCUCUGACGACGACAUCAAGACCUGGACUCAAGAACAAAGCCAGUACCUCAAAACUAUCGGCCAGGAGACCGAGUACGACAUUCAUUCCGUCACGUAUGUAGGUCUACUCCAGGAUCUUCGGAUAGCCUGGGAGCAGUCCGGGCGGUGCAAGGACGCGUAUAUGGACUCGAUUCCAGAGGACUACACCCUGCCCUCUUCCACCCCCGCAAAAGCGGCCGCGUCUCUGAGCAACCGCAACGUAGCAACAUCACAAACGCUCACCCUCGAAUCGGCUAUGCGCCGCGCCUCGGAGCAUUAUGACAGCUUACUCACCGACGUCUUGGCGAUGGAGGAGAAGAUGGGGAUCACCAAACGAUGGCAGCCCGCCGAUGCCGCGUUCAUCCACGCCGCAGAAUAUGUCAGCAAACGCAAGUAUCACCGAGCCCUCAACAACCUUCAACGGUUGGUUGUACUGCGGUUACUCGAACUG
This is a messenger RNA of Coniophora puteana RWD-64-598 SS2, 933 nucleotides long. RefSeq lists its product as uncharacterized. The record is from RefSeq and is a predicted model, not a curated record. The transcript is spliced from 2 exons. Lineage: Eukaryota; Fungi; Basidiomycota; Agaricomycetes; Boletales; Coniophoraceae. The annotation marks the transcript as partial.